Taeniopygia guttata (zebra finch) is the source of this 6053-nucleotide messenger RNA. It is a transcript of the gene UBA6, whose product is annotated as ubiquitin like modifier activating enzyme 6. Gene Ontology annotation, cellular component: SUMO activating enzyme complex; cytoplasm. The record is from RefSeq and is a predicted model, not a curated record. Gene Ontology annotation, molecular function: SUMO activating enzyme activity. Lineage: Eukaryota; Metazoa; Chordata; Aves; Passeriformes; Estrildidae. Gene Ontology annotation, biological process: protein sumoylation.
GGCCCGGCCCCGCCCGGCCCCUCAUGUCGGCGCAGGCGGGGAAGCGCCGCGGCACCGGCGCCGCCGCUUCCCACCCCUUUCCUGCCUCUUCCCCCACCCGCCGGCUGCGCUCGGGCCUGUGAUCGCCACGCCAAGGCCGCCGCGCGGGAGCCUGCAUCGACUGGGAUCAGCCGCUGGAAGCUCCGGGUAGGUGGGAUGAGCCCAGGCCUCCGUGCCAUCCCAGCGUGCUGAACAGCGAGGAGUUAACACUGCGCUGACUCGGAGUGUAAACAAAUCACAUUGAAUCAUGGCAGCAGACUCUAUGGAAAUUGAUGAUGCUUUGUAUAGUCGCCAGAGGUAUGUUCUUGGAGACACAGCAAUGCAGAAGAUGGCUCAGUCCCAUGUGUUCCUGAGUGGUAUAGGUGGCCUUGGGGUGGAGAUUGCCAAAAACAUCAUUCUGGCUGGGGUAAAGGCUCUUACAGUUCAUGACACCAAACACUGCACAAAAUGGGAUUUGGGGAUCAACUUCUUCAUCCAUGAAGAGGAUGUUACCAGUCAAAGGAACAGGGCUGAGGCCACACUUCCUCGUAUUGCAGAACUCAAUCCAUAUGUCCAUGUAGCAGCAUCAACUGUGCCACUGGAUGAAACCACAGAUCUGUCUUUCCUAAAGCACUACCAGUGUGUCAUAUUGACUGAAGUAAGUCUAUUGCUGCAGAAGAAGAUUAAUGACUUCUGUCAUGCUCAGCAGCCACCUAUUAAGUUCAUCAGUGCAGAUGUGUAUGGAAUAUGUUCACGUUUGUUUUGUGACUUUGGUGAUGAAUUUGAAGUGCUGGAUACAACAGGAGAGGAACCAAAGGAGAUCUUCAUUUCAAAUAUAACACAAUCAAAUCCUGGUAUUGUCACUUGCCUUGAAAGUCAUCCACACAGGCUUGAAACAGGACAGUUCUUAACCUUUCGGGAAGUUAAUGGGAUGUCGUGCUUGAAUGGAUCCACACACCAAAUAACAGUGGUGUCUCCUUACUCCUUCAGCAUUGGUGAUACAUCAAAGAUGGAGCCUUACCUGCAUGGAGGCAUAGCUGUGCAAGUGAAGACAUCCAAGAUGUGUUACUUUGAACGGCUGGAGAAGCAGAUAACAAAUCCAUUAUGCCUUGUUGCAGAUUUUAGCAAGCCUGAGGCACCUUUGCAGAUCCAUGUUGCCAUGCUUGCCUUGAACCACUUCCAGGAGAACUUUGGUCGUGGACCAAACAUUGGAUGCCUUCAAGAUGCUGAGGAAAUGCUGAAAAUAGCCAUGUCUAUAAGUGAAACACUGGAAAACAAACCUCAGGUGAAUGGAGAUGUGGUGAAAUGGUUGUCUAGAACUGCUCAGGGAUUUCUACCUCCUUUGGCCGCAGCAGUGGGUGGUGUUGCUAGCCAGGAAGUCCUGAAAGCAGUAACAGGAAAAUUUUCUCCCUUGCAGCAGUGGCUAUAUAUAGAUGUUUUAGACAUUGUAACACCUCUAGAGAAGGUGGGCUCUGAGGAGUUUCUCCCACGGGGAGAUAGAUAUGAUGCCUUGAGGGCUUGUAUUGGAGACUCUCUGUGCCAGAAGCUCCAUAAUUUGAAUGUUUUCUUGGUUGGCUGUGGAGCCAUAGGAUGUGAAAUGCUGAAAAACUUUGCACUUCUUGGAGUUGGUACUGGGCAAGACAAAGGAUUGGUUACAAUUACAGAUCCAGAUUUGAUAGAGAAAUCCAACUUGAACAGGCAGUUUCUUUUUCGACCUCAUCACAUCCAGAAACCUAAGAGCUACACUGCAGCAGAAGCAACUCUGAACAUCAAUCCUCACAUAAAGAUUGAGUCAGAUAUUAAUAAAGUUUGUCCAGCCACUGAGAACACUUACACUGAUGAAUUCUACACCAAGCAAGAUGUGAUUGUGACUGCUUUGGACAACGUUGAAGCCAGGAGAUACAUUGAUAGUCGUUGUGUAGCAAACCUGCGUCCUCUUAUAGACUCUGGAACUAUGGGAACAAAAGGACACACGGAAGUUAUUGUGCCCCAUCUGACAGAGUCCUACAAUAGUCAUCGGGAUCCACCAGAGGAAGAAAUACCUUUUUGCACCUUGAAGUCUUUUCCAGCUGCUAUUGAGCAUACGAUACAGUGGGCAAGAGAUAAGUUUGAAAGUUCAUUUUCUCACAAGCCUUCAUUGUUUAACAAGUUCUGGCAAACCUAUCCAUCGGCAGAAGAAGUUUUACAGAGAAUAAAAUCAGGAGAGAGCUUGGAAGGCUGUUUUCAUGUUAUUAAAACUCUCAGUAGAAGACCUCGAAGUUGGACUCAAUGUGUAGAACUAGCACGAGUAAAAUUUGAAAAGUAUUUUAGCCAUAAGGCUCUUCAGCUCCUUCAUUCAUUUCCCCUUGAUACACGAUUAAAAGAUGGAAGUUUGUUUUGGCAAUCACCAAAGAGGCCUCCUUUUCCAGUGAAGUUUGAAUUUAAUGAUCCUUUGCACUAUGGUUUCAUCAUGAGCACAGCGAAGCUCUUUGCCACAGUGUACUGUGUUCCUUUCACAGAAAAGGACUUGUCAGAGGAAACCAUUUUGGGGAUUAUUUCAUCUGUGAAGGUACCAGAGUUUAGACCUUCAAACAAAGUUGUACAGACUGAUGAAACUGCAAGAAAACCAGAUCAUAUUCCUGUCAGCAGUGAGGAUGAAAGAAAUGCUAUUUUCCAGCUGGAGAAGUCUAUACUAUCCAAUGAAGCUCUGGCAACUGACUUGCAAAUGAAGCCCAUCUCCUUUGAGAAAGAUGAUGAUAGUAAUGGGCACAUAGAUUUUGUAACAGCAGCGUCAAACCUGCGAGCCAAGAUGUACAACAUCGAACCAGCAGAUCGGUUCAAAACAAAGCGCAUUGCUGGAAAGAUUAUUCCUGCCAUUGCAACAGCUACUGCUGCAGUAUCAGGGCUGGUUGCACUGGAACUCAUCAAAGUUGUGGGUGGCUACCCAGCUGAUGCAUACAAGAACUGUUUUCUGAACCUAGCCAUUCCCAUAAUGGUCUUUACAGAAACUGCUGAAGUAAGAAGAACAGAAAUCAGAAAUGGGAUAUCAUUUACCAUCUGGGACAGGUGGACAAUUUAUGGAAAAGAGGAUUUUACUCUGUUGGACUUCAUAAAUGCUGUCAGAGAGAAAUAUGGAAUUGAACCAACUAUGGUUGUACAAGGAGUCAAAAUGCUCUAUGUUCCUGUGAUGCCAGGCCAUAUCAAAAGAUUAAAGUUGACGAUGCAAAAGCUUGUGAAACCAUCAGCUGAUAAGAAGUAUGUGGAUUUGACAGUAUCAUUUGCUCCAGAGACUGAUGGAGAGGAAGACUUGCCUGGGCCACCAGUGAGAUACUACUUUGUUCAGGAAGACAAUUGAUGGUAGAGACACAAAAGUCACUCAUGGACCAUUUGUUCUGAAAGGAGUGUGCUAAUUUUCAGCUAUUAAAGAUGGUACUAUAUAUUUCUUUUUGGUGAAGCCUUAAUUAAAUUGUGAAAAUCAGUGGCUUUGCACUGAAGACAAACUGGAUUUCUUUCUUCUGCUCCUGUAUUCUUCAAGCCUGUUUGCUCAAAGGAGGAUUGGUCACUCCAUGAGAUGGAAUGUCCAGUACAAUCCUUACCUUAAAAGCAAGAUUUGCAUUGAGGAAAACAAGAAGAAUGGGGAACCUAAGAAAUGGUCCCCAUGUGCAAAUUAGGUAAUUUGCAUUUUCUUAGGGAAGAGUGCAAAAAAUAGGAAAAGCACCAUUUUAUGAUACUCCUGGUGUUCUGAGAACAUCUCAAAUUCAUUUCAUAUGUUACUCCAUUCUCAAACAAGAAUUUCAUUCUUGCCAUCUACACAUGAGAUUAGAUCCAUCUGAACGGCUUAAACUCCUACUCAAAAGCAGAGGAACUGCUUUUUUGUAUGGCUGCUUAGUGGUGCUGUAGUCAGCACAGCUAUCUUGUGUCAGUCUCAGCAUGGAAAUAUAGGGAGGGGGUGUGAAUUGUCAAAACUUCCCUGAAGUCCAGAGAGCUGGAAUUGUUGAUUAUCUGCACUAAGACUGGUCUUUGUGGAAUACUGCAGUAUGGGGAAAGUGAAAACCUAUCGGAGAGCCAAAUUAGCACUUUCAAUAAUAAAACUUGGUCUUCAACAAAGAGAAAAUGUGGUUGAGCCUUUCUGCCCUCAUCAAAUUAAAAUCACUGUAGCACUUGACGACGUUUAAGGCAGAAAAAGGCAAAUGGAUGUUUGUCAAAGCAAACUUACCUCAGCUGUUCCUUUUGGUACUAUUUCCCUAUAGCAAAUUGUUGUGCUGUAUACCUGUCCUCAGAACAAGUCUGAGCUGCACUGAACUGUGAGGUCUUUACCCUCACUGGUCAGUUAUUGGGAUAUGUAAUUAUAAAAUUUCUGCUUAAUUUGAAAUCAUUAUGGACUAGUUUUGCUUCUGUGGUGAGGCAGAGGUGUGUUACAAAAACAUCAUCAUUUAACUCAUUUAAGCACUGCGUACUUGAGGUUGUAGUUCCUUUUUUCUCCCCAUCACAGUAGAGCAAGGCAAAAUUAAAAUAAAAACUUACAAACUGAAAUACCCUCUCAUAUGUUUCAGCCUUAGAGAUUGUUAUUUAACAUUAUAUCCUGCAGCUGUUGCAAAAGCUAUUAACAACUUAGCUGUUUAUCCUCAAUCAUAGUUUAUUAAGCUUUAGGGAUGUCUUCACAUUUAAUGUAAUGAUGUCACUAAUUAGUGCUAAGGAUCACAUAAAGGUUUAGGUCAACAAGAAAAACUGUCACCUCUCACAGCUGGAGGCUGGGAAACAAAUGAAACUUUGAGUAAGUAUAUUCUCUUAUGUUAGUGUGGUGUUAAUGUCAUGCUUAUGCUUUUGAAAUAAGCAGCAUUUAAAAACAGUAAAGUCUUAGUACUAUUCUAGAAUGCCAUAUAACUGUCCUCAGGGUUUAAAGUAAACUGUCAGAUAUAAUUCAUGCAAUGGCUUUUACUAAUCACAACAUGUACACCGAGAGCCUUGUAAAAAGUCCAGGUCAAGGCUGGCAAGGAUCACAGCUGGAAAUUGCAGAUAUGGCUGUAUCUUUAUGCUGCUCUUAUUGUGUGUGUCUCAUGGAUGGAUGGAUGCUCUGUGGAUAGGUUCUGCUUAGCUAAAAAGUUGAUAAUGGAAAAAGUAAAAAUGCACAAUGGCUCUAGAUAUUUAUUAGCACACCUUUAAAAUUUUUGGAUGUAAAUUAAUGUAGGUAAAAUCUCAGAACUAGUAAUUUCAAGAGGACUUUCUGUAGAAGAACUCGGCAUGUCAAGUGGCUCAUUAAAACUGUUCUUCGUGCUUUAAACCUUUUUGAAUUGCUGAUAUGGAGAGUGAAGGUGUUUAUAUGGAAGAUUGUGGAGUAUACUGAUUCAGUGUGAAUUUGUGUUUGAUAGAGCCUGUUUCUCAAUCUGCUCCUGCUUUUUAUCAAAAGUCUCUGCAGGUGCUCAGCAUAAUCACACUAAAAAGGCUCUGGGCAAGUGAAUUUUGGGGUGCUGAUCUUCCAAAUCUUCAAUGCUGUCACAGUGUUACCAAGCUAGAGGCUUGUAGUAUUACCUGGAACCUGAGAACUGCUUUAUUUAUUUUCCGUUUCUUUUUUUUUUUUUUUUGUUCAUGGCAGUGAAAACUUGUAUUAGUCUAGGACUGAUGCACAAUUCCAGUGGAGCAGCUGAAGCUUGCUGUCUUCCUGCAACAAUGAAGAACUGUCUUUCCACAGAGCACGUCAAAGAGCUUUCUUUCAAAAUGUUAUUCUUUGAGAGAGCAGUUGAUUUGCAGGAAUUAAAUUUUAUAUCAGUAAUGCAGAUCCUUCUCACUCGAAUGCUUUCUUGAAGUUUGCUCAUAUGUACACCAACUUUCUCUGACUUUCUAUCACCGUUAAUAGAUAAAGUUAAUUAAUUUGUGCGUGCCUGGUAUUAAGCAGCCAGAUCAACUUUUUUCUGAUUAGUCAUCAUGUUUCUUUAAUGUUAGGAGUAGUGAGGAUUCUGUGUGAGGGUCUCAAUACUGUUACCAAAACUGCUUUGCUGGAUCAGAUGGAUUUAAGCUUUUAUUAGCUACACCACAAGUAAAAAGUACAUGUUUCCGUA